Venturia canescens is the source of this 8001-nucleotide messenger RNA. It is a transcript of the gene Sec24AB, whose product is annotated as Protein transport protein Sec24AB. The transcript is spliced from 5 exons. Gene Ontology annotation, cellular component: endoplasmic reticulum exit site; COPII vesicle coat. Bases 466 to 4515 code for a protein of 1349 amino acids. The record is from RefSeq and is a predicted model, not a curated record. NCBI's taxonomy places the organism in Eukaryota, Metazoa, Arthropoda, Insecta, Hymenoptera, Ichneumonidae. Gene Ontology annotation, biological process: COPII-coated vesicle cargo loading; endoplasmic reticulum to Golgi vesicle-mediated transport; intracellular protein transport. Gene Ontology annotation, molecular function: zinc ion binding; SNARE binding.
CGAACUGUCGUUUUUCCCGAUGACGUUUUAACCUUUCGAACGCGUGUUUAAAGUGACUUCUGUUUCAUGCUUUUUCUGACUGCUGUACUCCACGAAAUUACGAUUUUCUCGUUUACCCAAUUCUUUUUUUUAACGUGAAAUUCUGCGAAUUAUAAGCAUGUAAGAAAUCGUCUGCAAUUUGCUUUCUGUGUACUUCAAGCGGACCUUGUCACGUAUUUAUAGUUUCGUUGCCCUCUCUACAAAAUUCUUGUUCGGUCAUUUUCUUUUUUGCGUAAAUUCCAACGUUUGCUCGAGAUUCAGUGACGAGAAUUUUUCUUCCCAAACUCCGAUGGAAAAUUGAGUUUUCACGGAAAAAAUUCCUAACCUUCCCCAUCUUCCACCCUUGAAUGACCCAAUUUCCCAUAUGAGAAUGAACUCGAAAUAAUAAAAGGGUCGGAUCCAAUGUACGUUUUAUAAGCCAGAGGAAUGUCUCAGCCUGGUAAUUAUCGGUACCAAACGUACGACCAAAGUAACGCAUUAAAGGGUGCAAUUUCACCGACGGUGAAUGGUCAACCACAUGCCAUGUAUCAUCCUCAGAAUGGAUUGCCACCCACGAGUUUCAAUUCAGCUGGUACUCCAUCAUCACAAUCAUCUCGAGAUCCUUCUAGAGAAACAUCCCGAGAUCCCUCGCCUACUCAAUACAUUCACAAUCAAUACAGGCCACAAUUGACACGACCACCAAUGCCACCGAUAAAUGGUCAGAGGACAUCGUCUCAACAAUCUGCAAUGGCCCAGCAGCCUCUGCCAUUACAAAUACCACCCGUGUCGCAGCAGCAAACAUCGCCCCUUUUAUCACCAAUGACUCAGCAGCAGCAUUCUACCCAGCCAUCCCAAUCAACACCCUUAUUUACUGUCCAAAACCCAAAAAAUCAAUUAAACAACGUGCAAACGUCAAACACCGCAGUGUUUCCGCGUCAGACGAAAAUAUUGACAUUGCAAAGCUCGAUUCAAUCAGCACCGCUUGAUUUGGAAACUAGCAGUUUGAAUCUGAUUCAAAGACCCAUCGGACCGACAACCCACAAUAUUUCUGAUCCCCAUGAAAAAUCACAGCUGAACUCAAGCUCCACCACUGGCACUGAUGGUCAAGACAGGCCAAUCCCAAUGUCGCAACUGGGCCAACAACCUUCAGGACAGGCAUCUUCUCAAGUCAGUCAAACGCAAGGUCAAUCGUUUGAUACCCAAGCUAAUUGGAACAAAGAGCAAGUGCAUUCCAUAUCAAAUUCUACGAAUCAAACGUCAGAUCCCACAAAACCAAAGUGGAACCCUACAACUCGCCAGGAAUGGACAGAACCCAAGCAUUCUCAGACAAUAUCGCAAGUGUAUUCGGUUUCAAACAUCAUACAGUCUCAGCCAGGAGUAACUUACAACAGAUUGAACACAGACUCUUCUUCAAUCACGCUCAAUUCUACUAAUACGUUGAUUCCCGGCCAAACAUGGAAAAAUGCAACCGGAGAUUUACAAAAUUCUCAGAGUAUGCCUCAAUCGUUCGCUUCUUCAUUGCAACCGGGUCCUUCACCCCGAACUCAAGCACCACCCGCUCAAAAUCCCGGAUUCAUUCGGUCCCCUGUAUCAGCAGCGGUACUUCCUCCAACAACGUCAUAUUUACAACAAUUAGGGACCAGGUCGCCUCUCGUCAAUCUCGGUGUCCAAGAUUCUUCGACAAUUUGUCCUCAAGCUACGCCAUCAGUGCCCGGAAUGAAUACGAGCAUGCAAAACGUAUUUGGAAACUUACAGACGAAUCAAGGUCCGAAUCAAAAGCUUCCUCCAGGGCCUCCUCUACCGCAGGAUUCGCCACUCGAACGAGCCGAACAACAGCAGUCGAUUCUUAGAAGCAAUCAAGCUAAUCAAACUUUAUACGGUAGUCAACAAAACGUAGCUAGUCAAUGGAAAUAUCAGCAACCAGGAUAUUCAGCCGAAACCGGAAGUUCGCGUGUUGGUCCACCCCCGGUAAGCGCUGCUUCAAACCCCGGAGAUCCACUUACCGUACCGGAACAUCAACCGAUAAACGCCCCAAACGCCCCACCAACCAACUACGGCACACGGCCACCGCCGCUUUCCGGGCAACAAUCUGAAACACCCUACGAUUUCAGAUCACCGUAUUAUGGCCAAAUGCGAAACGUACCUCUCGACAACAUGAAUAAGAGAUAUCCGACGACGGCUUAUCCCGAUCCAACGAACCAACUAAAUACCCAAAUGGCCAAUCUCAAUGUUACGCAAUCAGGAUUCAACGAUUUGUGGGGUCAACAAUCCAUCAAUCUUUUGCAAUGUAGAAACAUACUACCCGCUGAACGAGUGGAACCCCCUAGAAUAAAAUUGCAGCAGGAGUUCUUGGACAGCAUCAACUGCAGUCCCGAAAUAUUCCGAUGUACAUUGACUAAGAUACCGGAAUCCAAUUCGUUGUUGCAAAAGUGCAGGCUACCGCUCGGUGUCCUCAUUCAUCCGUUCAAAGACUUGAAUCACUUGCCGGUGAUACAGUGCAGCACUAUUGUGCGCUGUAGAGCUUGCCGAACGUACAUCAAUCCCUUCAUAUAUUUUGUUGAUUCCAAAAGGUGGAAGUGCAAUUUGUGUUAUCGCGUUAACGAAUUACCAGACGAGUUUCAAUUCGAUCCGGUUACAAAGUCUUACGGCGAUCCUUCCCGGCGACCAGAAGUUAAAACAAGCACAAUCGAGUUUAUCGCACCGGGUGAAUACAUGCUCCGUCCGCCACAACCCGCGGUCUAUCUCUUCAUUAUCGACGUCUCCAAGCUCGCCGUAGAUUCCGGAUAUUUGAGCGUCGUUUGUGAGACGAUCGGUGACGAGUUGACAAAAUUGCCCGGCGACGGGAGGACCCAGGUUGGAUUUAUGGCAAUCGACUCCGCGAUACACUUUUUCAGCAUGCCCGAGAACGUUUCACAGCCUCAUGAGCUCAUAAUGCUUGACGUGGACGACGUUUUUCUACCCUGUCCGGACAAUCUCAUCGUCAAUCUCAAAGAACGCGAAGAACUUAUCCGAGAUUUGCUGGAACAGCUCCCAGUAAAAUUCAACGAGACGCAUGACACUAAUAGCGCCCUCGGAGCUGGACUCCAAGCUGCUUACAAACUUAUGUCGCCAACCGGUGGACGGGUCACUGUUUUCCAAACCUGUUUACCCAACUUAGGCCCGGGCGCUUUGCAAGCUAGGGAAGACCCAAAUACACGCGCGAGCAAAGACGUGCCCCACUUGAAUCCCGCUACGGAUUUCUACAAGCGGCUUGCCCUCGACUGCAGCGGACAACAAAUCGCCGUCGAUCUUUUUCUGCUCAAUAGCCAGUACAGCGACCUCGCUACUCUCUCAGGAAUGUGCAAAUUCUCCGGUGGUUGCAUUUACCACAUUCCUCUUUUUAGAAGAAACAGACCACAGCACAGCGAAACUCUCGAGAAAAUAUUGCGUCGUUACCUAACUCGUAAAAUUGGCUUCGAGGCUGUCAUGAGGAUACGUUGCACCCGAGGCUUGUCCAUUCACACUUUUCAUGGUAAUUUCUUCGUGAGAUCAACCGAUUUGCUGAGCUUACCCAACGUCAAUCCCGACGCUGGCUUCGGCAUGCAGGUUUCCAUUGAAGAGAACUUGUCUGACGUCCAAAGCGUUUGUUUUCAAGCAGCUUUGCUGUAUACUUCGAGCAAGGGUGAACGUCGCAUCAGAGUCCACACUAUGUGUCUGCCCGUAACUUCCAGCAUGUCGGACAUACUUUAUUCCGCUGAUCAGCAAGCCAUCAUAGGGCUCCUUUCGAAAAUGGCAGUCGACAGAUCGCAGCAGUCGUCUUUGUCCGAUGCUCGUGACGCUCUCAUCAAUGUUGCCAUUGAUGUUUUAUCCGCUUACAAACUCUCUCAGUCGUCCUCAAGCGGUGGCCUUAUGGCACCUAUUAAUCUCAAACUUCUGCCACUCUACAUAAUCGCGCUCAUCAAAUCCGUCGCUUAUCGUACCGGGAUGAGCACUCGACUCGACGAUCGUAUUUUUUCCAUGUGUCAAAUGAAAACUUUACCACUCGGACAACUCAUGCAGACUAUCUACCCCGAUUUGUACCCUGUUCACGCCCUCGACAAUCUUAAUGCUAAAGAUAUCGAAGGUAGAGUUUGUCCCCAGCCACCACGGUUACAUCUAUCUGCUGAAAAACUCGACUUUCGGGGCGUUUUUCUCAUGGAUGCUGGAGACAAAAUUUUUCUCUACGUCGGAAAAUCGGUCGAUCCCGGGUUUUGCUUCAAUGUACUCGGCGUAUCAGCUUACAGUUCGAUCCCUGAAGAAAUGUACGACUUGCCCGAGUUGGAAACCGUCGAGAAUGAAAGACUUCGCAAUUUCGUAUUUAGUCUACAAGAAGAGAAACCUUAUUACGCUUCGUUACAAAUAAUACGAGACGACAGUCAUUUCAGGAGUCUCUUCACUGAGCGCCUGAUAGAGGAUCGUUCCGAGAAUGCAUUGAGUUACUUCGAAUUCUUGCAACAUUUGAAGACUCAGGUGAAAUAAUAAUAUAGAAAUUAAACGUGAAUAAUAAAAAAAAAAAAAAAAACAAUAACAAUUCAACUAAAUGGGAUGUCCAUGAGUCAGAGGAAAAGAAUUCGAGUGAUAGUAAAACAUCUCACUACGAAAGGGUGGGUGCAGUUUAACAUAAGCGAAUUCGAAAACAAAAGUGAAAGAUACAAGUAUAGAAAAAAUCGGUGAUGUUCGCGUACAGUGAUAUAAAAUCUUUCAUAAACACAACUUAUGAUAAAGCAACAGAAAAACGAGAGAUCGUUUAUGUAUAGCAAUUAUGUCAAAUGCUCUCAAAAACUUCUCCAUAGGCCAAGCAAAUAAAGAUGUUUUUUCCCAAAAAUAUUACCCGAAUACUGCAGCUGCUAUCACACGCGGAACAAUCUUCAAAUCUUAAAUAUAUAGUUUUCUACUCGAGGGUUCCAUUUAAAAAAUUUUUUUUAUUAUUAAUUAUUUAGUCCAAGGAAUCGUAUAUUUUUUGCUUGGCAAACGAAAGUUAAUAGAACAACGUAAAUAAGCCCGGUGGACGUGUUAUAAAGUAUCAAAAUAUGAGAAAAAUAAAUGCUUUAACGCAUUUUUAAGAGAGCAAAACCAAAAAAUGAGCGUUUUUUCAAAAAUCCAAAACCCCGUAAAGUACGUUCAUCUUAAGUUAAAGCGCAGGUCCUUUGCGACAUGGUAGAUAUUGACUACGUUUACACAGCGCUCUUAUUCCGGAUUAGUUAUAUCAAUAUAGAUAUACAAAAUUCAUAUCUAUUGAUAUAUAUAAAUAUACCCGUCUGUACAUACAAAACUAAAAUAAGAGUGCCGUGCAAACGUAGUCAUCGAUAGAUACUUGAUGUGUGCGAAACCCAGCGAAUGUAACAUGAUUAGUUUUUGCGGAAUUACUAGGAAAAAUUUUGAAUGGCAUAUGUUACUACGAGGCUGAAUACUAAAGAUGGGUCGAUUUUUACUUAUAAAACAGAUUUGGAAAGAAGAAGACAGACACAGUGAAGACGCUCAGCAUGCUUGUAUUACUAUGUAUAUACUUCUUCCGCGUAUGUCAUUCUACCCCCACCACUCAACCGCUUAUGUGCUCUUAACGGGAAUUUUGGUCAUGUUAGCGCUAAACUCAAGGCUCGUUGCAAAAUAUGGCAUUAAAAUGUUCCGAUUGCAAUUACUUAAAAACUAAUUGUGCUACAGCCCCUGGAUUUCGCACAUCAGAAGUAUCUAUUAAUAUCUACUAUCUCGCAAAAAACCUGCACUACAAAUAAAGAACAAGACAGAGUUACGUAUUUUUGAACAAACCUUAAUUCUUUCGGUUUUUUUGGUUCCUUUUCCUUAAAAACGAAUUAAUUGAGUCGUUCCAGCGCUCAUUUUUUUCAUAUUUAGAUUCGCUACAAUUUGCCCAUCAGGAUCAUUUACGUUGCUUUUUGACUUAUAAACGUUUUAUAAACGCUAAAUAGUUAUUAAAUAAAAUUGUUGAAACUAAAAUGGAAACCUUGAAUAGAAAACCACGAAUUAAGGAUCUGGAAAUUGUUUCGCAUGUGACAGUACCGGUAGUAUCGGGGCAAUAUUUCCAUCAAAAUCUGGUGAUUUUAGAGCUAUUUCGCUUGGUAUAUGGAUGGUUCGAGUCUGCACGAGCUAUGCACGAUUAGCUGACAGUUCAAGGCAUAUUAACCAUCGUCAUUAUUUCCGGGACAUCACGAUUUCAUACUCACUCACACCGAGGAAAAACUAGUGACUCAUAUCCCAUAUAUAUAUAUUUCUAACAUAUGGUCCCGGUACGAGUAUGCAGGUAAUCCUUUAUGGAAAAUGUCACUGGUGUGGCAUUCAAGGCUACAAAAAUCAACGAUUAUUCAACGAUCCAGGAUAAUCGUGCAAGCAAAAAUAACUCAUUUUUGUAGGAAACUCAAUUUUGUUCAAUCAAUUGGAUGUAAACUCGAACCCAAACAAACCCAAAGCAAAAAGAAUUUUUCGUUCGUUUGGUUGAUGUAGUCCAAGUAUAAUUGUAUAGCCGUUGAACGGCGUAGAAAUUGAAAUAACUGGAGUAAUUUUCCAAUAAGACCGAUAACACACUAAUCGGUCACAGUUAGAUUGAGUCGGUUUUGUUAAAAAAUAUUUGCUGUUGUACAAAAACGCGCGGCUCGUCGCGUAAGAAAUUUGUAUCGUAAGCAUCAAUAUAUAUUAUACAUGAUUAAACGCGAUAUUGAAUUUUUUAAUUAUCUCUGCAAGAAAAGAAACAUUUAUGCACGAUGUCGUGGAACAUGAAAGAAAAAAUGAAUUCGAUAUAAUUGUCAUUUUGUUAUAAAAUGUUUCAAACUUUUCUGCUCCCAUAUCGCCCUAAAUUUGACAAAAAUGCGUCCGCACUAUGUUCGAAUAAGGAGAACCCGAGAAUCUUAAUGUAAACUGUAAAGAGACUACGAAAAAUCAGUACCGGUAUCGUAAUAAUUGUAAUUUUGUUAUAAUGUGAAGGUUACGCGAUGAAAAAAGAUCUUCCUGCGAUGCAACGGAGGCUGCCUUAGAAAUAGAUCAAUACAUGCCUUGAUCCUUCUUUCGAUAUUGGCAUUAUGGUGUCAAUUUGUAGAGAGAAAAAACCAUCCAUUGACAACGGCCAGAAGCAAGAUUUAUAUAUUUCCAUAAUUUGCUCGAUUUUAUUUUCUAAAGUGAUACAGUUCCGCUGCGACGCUGCGAUGGGUAAAAAGAUCUUGGAAUUCUGAAGAAAAAAGGUUCCUGCAAUGAACGGUUCGUGACAUAUCACGCGAAUUAGCGAUAGCUGAUCGACGGUCACGGUUAGUAAAAGCAAGUGCGGCCAUUACCCGGCCCGGAUUGGCCUAUUUUUAUCGCGUGAAUAAUUUUUUCACCGAACGUCAAAGGAAAAAAUGGUUAAGGAAUUUUCUCUUCAGAAUUACGUAAUCUUUAUACGCUUGAAACUUGAAUAUAUAUAUAUGUACACACAAAAUACUGUACUUUAUUUGGAUAUCGUCAACAAAAAACAAUUUGUGAAUUGUAGAAUAAUUUAAAAAAGCGUUACGGAAGUUGCCGGUUGAAAGGAAAACAAAUUACGAGUUGUAGGAAUAUGAAUGUUGUGCGCAUAAAAAAAAAACGAAAAUAAAUAAAAUAAUUAUAAUAUCAAGACGAAAGAUGCAGAAAGAGAACAAAAUAAAAUUGAACGAUUUGCAAAUUCAACAAUUAUGUAAUAUUAGAGUUUCAACAAAUUCAAAGUAGAAACGUAAAUACAAGUAUGAAAAGAAAAACGAAGUGAUUCUUAGACCGUACGUGUUGUAAGUUUGUUUGUUACGUUGAUUCAUGACAUCCGUCACAUGUUGUAUACCACGACUGACCUAUUUUUCUCUGACGUUCGUUCUCGUUUUUUUUUUCAUAUGUUAUUUUAUUAUUUAUCGAUUUAAUAUUAGGUUUUGGUUAUAUCUUUAGUCUGUCAGGUAAUAUGUAUCUCUGUACAUUAUAUACACAAUACAUAAAUGGGACGAACGAGUGAUGAGAGUA